AGUAUAGUUAGUCUGCAUUCGUCCGGGCUCCCAUCGAGUCGAUAGAACGGCGCAAUCAACGCUAAUACGAAUACACGAAUCUUACGCGCAUUCAACUUACGAUUGUUGUUAACAGCCUACGGCGGCGUGUGCGAGUGGCUGUGAUAAAAACAAAACAAUACUGAAAGCAGCUCAAUCGAUUGAUCGCCAACGAUUGCAGCAGUUGUGGGGACAAGUGUUUUUUAUUGUUAGUCUCUAAGCCUGCAGAUAAAAGACACAAACUAAUGACUGAUAGAACAGAAAGCGAAUCACCCUGGAAUAUGAAUUCCUCAAGCGGUGACGAUGAGGCGCCCAAGGAUCCGCGCACAGGCGGUGAGGACUUUACACAGCAAUUUACCGAAAACGAUUUCGAAGGACAUCGCGCACACACAGUCUAUGUGGGCGUGCAUGUGCCUGGAGGACGACGCCAUUCGACGCGUCGACGCAAGCAUCAUCAUAGCAGCGCCGGCACUGGCACUGCGGUCGCUGCUGCUGCCGCCGCCGCCGCUGGCCUUGGCUCUGGCCGCAACAGCAUUAGCGACAAGCAACAGGAAGUUGAGCGUCCAGUUACGCCGCCCGCACAACGCGUACAGUUUAUAUUAGGCGAGGAUGUGGACGAUGGCACGCACGUGUCGCAUCCGCUGUUCAGCGAGAUGGGCAUGCUGGUGAAUGAGGGCGGCGAGAUUGAGUGGAAGGAAACCGCGCGCUGGAUUAAGUUCGAGGAGGAUGUCGAAGAGGGCGGCAAUCGCUGGUCCAAGCCACAUGUAGCAACGCUAUCGUUGGCUUCGAUAUUUGAGCUGCGUCGUUUGCUGGUCAGUGGCAGCGUUAUGCUGGACAUGGAGGCGCAUAAUCUGGAGCUGGUAGCUGAUUUGGUUUGCGAUCAAAUGGUAAGCAGCGGUCAGCUGCCCCCAGGUGUUAAGGAUAAGGUAAAGGAUGCGCUGCUGCGUCGGCAUCGCCAUCAGCAUGAGUAUGCCAAGCGAACGCGGCUGCCUAUCAUAAGAUCGCUGGCGGAUAUGCGUAAUCAGUCUUCAUCCAAAAUUGAAGAACAGUCGGGCAACGCUUUGUUGGCCACUACGCCGCUCUCAUUAACCGCCAGCGAACCAGGACCGCCUGGCAAUACCAAUGGCAACAUGGCAAUGGGAAUGGGACGUUUUCUAACGGUACCCGGCAAGCCCAGCAACAGAACGCUUGAGGAUAUGGUCAAGAGUCCCAGCAGUCAAUCCAUGGCCAGGCAGACAAGCGGCACCGAAUUGGCGGAGCAACAACACAAGGGCAAUACGCACUUUAUGCGUAAGAUACCACCCGGAGCAGAGGCAAGCAACAUUCUAGUGGGUGAGGUGGACUUUUUGGAGCGCACACUCUCCUGCUUCAUACGCCUGAGCACAGCGGCCGUUAUGGGCGAUCUAACCGAGGUGCCAGUGCCCACAAGAUUUAUUUUCAUUUUGCUUGGGCCACCUGGCAGUCAGAGCAACUUCCAUGAAAUUGGACGCGCCAUGGCUACGCUAAUGUCGGAUGAGAUUUUCCACGAGGUCGCUUAUCGCGCACGCAAGCGCGAUCAUUUGCUUGCCGGCGUGGAUGAGUUUUUGGAUGCUGUGACAGUAUUACCGCCCGGUGAAUGGGAUCCCACUAUACGCAUCGAACCGCCAGCGGCUAUACCCUCACAAGAGGUGCGCAAGCGGCCGCCCGAGCUGCCCAAGGAGGAGAUCGACGAGGAGGAAGAGGAGCAACGUUUGCGUGAGGAGUCCGGACUCUCGCGCAGUGGUCGUCUCUUUGGCGGUUUGAUGAACGAUAUUAAACGCAAGGCACCCUGGUAUUGGAGCGAUUUCCGCGAAGCACUCUCUAUGCAAUGCGUUGCCUCUUGGAUCUUUUUAUACUUUGCCUGCCUGUCGCCUAUUAUCACCUUUGGUGGUCUAUUGUCGGCCGCUACGGGCAAGCAUAUGGCAGCUAUGGAAUCUUUGGUAUCUGGUUUUGUUUGCGGCAUGGGCUAUGGCUUCUUUUCCGGUCAACCGUUAACAAUUUUGGGCUCCACCGGUCCAGUGUUGGUAUUUGAAUCAAUUGUCUAUGAGUUCUCGAAAUCUCAAGGCUGGGAUUAUAUGACAUUCCGUUUCUGGAUCGGCAUGUGGGUUGCCCUCAUUUGUUUCGUGCUGGUCGCCAUCGAUGCCAGCGCCCUGGUCUGCUAUAUAACACGCUUUACCGAAGAGAAUUUCGCUACACUUAUUGCCAUCAUCUUUAUCUACAAGGCUAUAGAGAAUGUUGUCGUCAUUGGCACUACCUUUCCGGUUAAUCAAGGGACGUAUAAUUGUGUCUGUACCCCGCCACCGUAUAGCAAUGCAACGUUCUUGGAGUUUGCUCAGUAUAAGUGGGAUUCAUGUGGGUCCCACAAUGGCGUACUAGUUGGCUCCGCUUGCAACAAACCACCCACCGAGAAUGUCUUCCUGAUGUCCGUUGUGCUAUGUGCCGGCACUUUCAUUUGCUCCACUGUACUUAAGGAAUUCAAGAACGCGCUCUUCUUUCCCUCGAUUGUGCGUCAGUACAUAAGCGACUUUAGCGUACUGAUUGCCAUCUUUGCUAUGACCUUCUUCGACUACUCGCUUAAUGUGCCCACACAAAAGCUGGAGGUGCCACAUGAAUUGAAACCCACGCUGGAUACACGUGGCUGGUUGAUACCUCCAUUCUCAGAAAAGAAUCCCUGGUGGACACCCAUCAUAGCUGUAUUUCCUGCCAUGUUGGGCACUAUACUCAUCUUUAUGGAUCAACAGAUUACAGCAGUUAUUGUUAAUCGCAAGGAGAACAAAUUGAAGAAGGGCUGUGGCUAUCAUUUGGAUUUGUUUGUACUCUCAGGCUUGAUUGCCAUUUGCAGUAUCAUGGGACUACCUUGGUUUGUGGCUGCUACUGUGCUGAGCAUUAAUCAUGUGAAUUCAUUGAAGCUGGAAUCGGAGUGCAGUGCCCCUGGCGAGAAGCCACAGUUCUUGGGUGUGCGCGAGCAGCGUGUGACACAUAUCUUGAUAUUCCUAACCAUUGGUGUGUCUGUGCUAUUGACACCGCUGCUCGGAAAUAUACCAAUGCCAGUGCUAUUUGGUGUAUUUUUAUAUAUGGGCGUGGCCUCGCUCAAGGGUCUGCAGUUCUUCGAUCGCAUACUGAUUAUGUUUAUGCCAGCGAAAUAUCAACCGGACUACAUGUUCCUGCGGCAGGUACCCAUUAAACGCGUACAUCUGUUUACUAUCAUACAGCUUGCCUGUUUGAUUGUAUUGUGGCUCAUUAAGAGUUUCUCACUGACUUCUAUAUUAUUUCCACUCAUGUUGGUGGUCAUGAUAGGCAUACGCAAAUCAUUGGACUUUGUGUUUACGCGACGUGAAUUGAAAAUACUCGAUGAUAUAAUGCCAGAGAUGACGAAGCGUGCCGCAGCAGAUGAUUUGCAUCAAUUGGACGCUGAGGAUAAUCAUCAUCAGCCACCAGCAAGCGGAGCCUACACUACAAAAAAUACUACAGCAGGUGCUGCAACAACUAUACAUAUACCGUUAACCGGCAAUGGCAACACUGCAAAGCCACCGGAAGUCAAUCGCACUGCAGUGUGGCAACAACUGAAUAAGGAUGGACUAACUGAGCAGCAGCUAAUCGUGCCGGUUACUGUUAAAGUGCGUCAGAUCAAUGGCAAUCAUGCCGCUGCCAAUGCUGCGCUCUCGCCACGCCUAUCGCCCAUGCAUGAGGCGGAUGAAUAUAAUGAAGCCACUAGCCAAAAGUCCGGCAGCACACUGAUGACAACGCCCAGCAAUUGCAAGGAGGCCGCAGCUAAGCUAGAAGGUGCCGCUGUUAAUGCACAAACCCCAGCCAGCAUAACACCGGUCUAAAGUGGAACUAGCAGCAGGCACCACCCCCCACUAACCCACCACAAAUGCACAAAAGACAAAGAGCAAGAAAAAAAAAAUGUUGUUGUAGUAGUUACAUUUAGCAUUUUGUGGGCAGUUUGAAUAGCAUUAACAUAAAAAACAGGGAUUCUCACAUACCCUUAUUCCAGAAAGUAAAGGGAGUUUCGAAUUUACUGCAAGCAUUUAAAAACUAACAAAAAAUUGUCAAAAAUUAUUUGAAA
Drosophila busckii is the source of this 4105-nucleotide messenger RNA. It is a transcript of the gene Ndae1, whose product is annotated as sodium bicarbonate cotransporter 3. NCBI's taxonomy places the organism in Eukaryota, Metazoa, Arthropoda, Insecta, Diptera, Drosophilidae. The record is from RefSeq and is a predicted model, not a curated record. Gene Ontology annotation, cellular component: plasma membrane. Gene Ontology annotation, molecular function: sodium:bicarbonate symporter activity; solute:inorganic anion antiporter activity; monoatomic anion transmembrane transporter activity. The coding region runs from base 264 to 3866 and encodes 1200 amino acids. The transcript has 12 exons. Gene Ontology annotation, biological process: monoatomic anion transport; regulation of intracellular pH; transmembrane transport.